Molecule: messenger RNA, 747 nt
Organism: Asparagus officinalis (garden asparagus)
Lineage: Eukaryota; Viridiplantae; Streptophyta; Magnoliopsida; Asparagales; Asparagaceae
Product: protein LURP-one-related 15-like
Exons: 3
Coding region: 1-624 (207 amino acids)
Source: RefSeq, a predicted model, not a curated record
AUGCAUCCGUUAAGCGUCAUUAAUCCACCAUAUUUUGCUCCUUAUCCAAUUGAUCUCACCUUCACUGUGAACGCACCUGGCUUUAAUGCUGACCAGGUGGUUGCCUUCGAUGUCUGUGGCAGAGCCAUCUUCAUGUCGAAGCCUUCGAAAUCCAGUGGCAAGAAAUUUCUCGUCGAUGCUAUAAGUGGCAGGCCUCUCUUCACGUUGAAAUCCAAGUCUUUGACCGCGCAUAAGCGAUGGCAAGUGUUCAAAGGUGAGAGCACGAACGCGAAGGAUCUCUUGUUCAGCAUCAAGCAGAGCUCAGCGUUCCAGUCGCGGAGAGAAUAUGAUAUGUUUUUCUUUACUAAUAAAAAGGAAAAAACGUGCGACUUCAAGAUCAAGGGAAGUAUUAGUAAGAAAAAAUGCACUGUAUAUCAAGGAGAGUCCUCUUUUAUUGUAGCUCAGAUGACCGAGGAGCACAGGAUUCCAGUAGGAGGGAAUACUUUCGGAGUGAAAAUCCAUCCUGGCGGUAUUGACGUUGCAUUUAUUGCCGCUUUUAUCGUAAUUCUUCACGAGGUUGAAAGAGAGGAUUCAGAAGGGAUUGAUGAGAUCUUGGAUGCGAUAGUUGAAUUUCUUGGUACAUAGGGAGUUCUUGAUAAAUUGUUCGUAAUUGUAGCAUGCAGACUUUUUUCAAUUUUCCUAAGCGCAUAGAACUGUGUUGUUGAUGGUUGUCCCUUCAUUAUUGUUGUUAUUUUUAUUACGGGUAUC